This is a messenger RNA of Selaginella moellendorffii, 2692 nucleotides long. RefSeq lists its product as uncharacterized. The record is from RefSeq and is a predicted model, not a curated record. Lineage: Eukaryota; Viridiplantae; Streptophyta; Lycopodiopsida; Selaginellales; Selaginellaceae. Bases 31 to 2520 code for a protein of 829 amino acids. The transcript has 5 exons.
UUAAGGGUUAGGGCUAACCGAAAAGGGGCUAUGGCGGAUGAGAAAAUAGAAGAGUAUGUAGAAUUCAUAGAAGACACAGAUGGAGCAGAGGCCCAUGAAUUCUCCCUUUCUGAGCAGAGAGUGAAUGUAGAUCUGGUUCUGCGGGUGUUUUCGGCCAUGUCCGUCACUGUGAAGCGCGUUGAGAACGAAAAGGUUCGAUGGAGGGCUCUAGAGGCAAGAAAAGAAGACGGCCUCAGCAAAGCCAUGUUCGAUGCUGGAUCUUCUCACAUCGUUCGUGCCGGGAGGCCUGUGCCCUCUGCGACAGCUCUUCAGGCUGCACCAGAAACAAAAACAACCAUAACAGGAUCGGCCCUGUUACAGGCGUGUGAUACUUCCAUCUCCACGAAAUCGCGGUUCAUAUCUCUGUUGGCUCCUCACGAGUUGGGUUAUAAGGCGAAAUUUCCCUCGGCCCGGACACUCAUGUGCGCGCUUAGUAACCUGCCAUGCCUUCUAUGGGAAGGCGUAGGAGAUGGACUUGUGGAGCUCGACAAUCGGUUUGCGCAGAGGUUGUCAGAGCGCCAGAUCACUGUGCUCUUGGCUCCCAGCGGUUCAGGAAAAACGAGAAUGUUGAUCGAACUUGCCUGCAGUAGAUUCACGUUGUUUCUCACGGGUAAGCGUCCGAUGGUUGGAUUUGGAGGAGGAUCGGAUGAUGUAGACAGGGUUGCCAGGUGGAUGGAGACUCGGUUGCCCGCAGGUGAACACGAUCUUGAUCCGAAUCAUGCAGUGGUGCGGUUUGGUGUUGGGAUUUUGAUUCUUGUCCGGUUGAAAUAUUUGAAGUUGCUGAAAGCGCUGAAACCUGGGCUUCAUCCUCGUGAUUGGGCUUUUUUCCAGUUGGAGUACCCGGCAGUUGAUGAUGUCUUCCAUGCUGCGGUUGAAGCCUUGAUCGAUUGUGUCCCAGUGGAUCAGCAACUGCCUAUGGAUCAGCUGACGGAGGCUAUAAGGAAUCUUGCAGAUGACAUUGGCUGGAAGGAGGGGGUGGUUGUCCUUGAUGAGGCUCAAAUGCUGCUUCAUUGUAUGAAAGGUCGAUUCAAGUCUGAACUCACUCCUACGAAAGGGCAGCCGUCGUUGAACCCCAUGUUACUGGCUCUGAAGUCGUACGGUUUCUUGAAGAGCUGCUUGUUUGUUGCGGGCACUGGCACGAGUAUGCUUAAGGUUCGGGAAAGACUUCUGGGAGGGACAGUGAAGCCUUUCGAUGUAACCGAAAUUUAUAGCUUACCUGGCUUUGACGACACCAACAUUCCAGCCUUUCUCCAACGGUUUAUAGAUAUCAGCAGGCUGGACAUGCCCGCGAUUACCUCCAUGUACACUGGAAGAAGGCGACUUUUGAGCACGGCGAUUGAGAAGUACGUUGUGCAGGACAAACCACCAGAGGAUUGGUUCCAAGUUUUCUUCUUGGAGUUGAUCAACAAGCCUGGGGUGGAGCUUGGACUUCUUCGGUCUUUAAGGGAUGAAGCGGAGCGGGUGUGGGAUGAUCCAGAGAUGGCACAAAUGAUUGAGGACAUUCUGUUCACGUAUUAUCUUACAGGUUUUGGUCAUGUUAUUGUGCAGCGGAAGAGGAGUGUCAUGACCUUAGUUGAUUGUGGCUUUGCAACGCUGCUUGAGAGUGACGCCAGUGCCGGACCUUUUGCACCGAUUAUUCCACACAUAAGAGGGGUGAGGGGUGAUGAAGCCGGACCUGGUUCUUCAGGUCCGGCUAACGUGCGAUACGUGAUCCUUCAAGAGCCGAUGAUUGCAGAAGCACUCUGGGACCAUAUGCCUGCUGGUACAGUAAUGGAGCGAGUCAUCAGCACAGCUGCAGACGCAUCAGUCCUUGGCAUUACCUUUGAGCGGUUUGCGUGCAUCGUGGGGGAGGCAUUUGACAACAAGCUACCAGCUGAGGUUUUGGGUUUGCAGGAAACAGAUGUGGUCUACAAGGAGGAGUAUGAAGUUGUAAGGCCAAGAGGGCACUCGGGGGUGCUGGUUCAGGAGAUUCGGACUGAAGAACAGUUGAACCUGUGGCUUGAAGCUGUUGAGGCUGGUGCAUCGUUUGCUACUUAUGCAUGGCUUGGACCAUUCCAAGAAGCUGGACCAGAUGGGAUGUUUCUUCUCAGAAGCAAAGAGUCGCACAAGAUGAUGCCUGUGUUUCUACAGUUCAGAACAGAUUCUGGGCUGGGUGUGACUCAAGCUUUUUCUUCACUCGACAUCAUGAAGAUUGACAAGAUACUGCAUUCAGGAGGAGCCUCUCGAAAACUAAAACAGUGGUGCUGGACUGGCUACCUUAGGCUGGUUGUUUCACCGAACCCACAUCCAAAGGUAGGAAAGGUGGCCUUAGGAGAUGUGAGGCGGAGUGGGCGAGCGAGAAAGGGGCGCAAAGAAAUCCCCCUGGUUUCACCUCUAUCGGCUGUUUGGGCUGGUCGGAAACUUCGGGGGAUCGUCAACCAGGAAUUGCUGGAUGCUGUGGAAGAGGUGAAGGAAGGUUUGCAGAAACGGAAAAGGGGGUGAAGCGCUUUGCUACGUCUUCGGGCCACUCACAGUUCUCCCCUGUGUCCUUGAUCUUCUGUUUUGGGAAGGGUUUGAAGAGUUUUUCAGGGACCACAUCAAUGAAUCUCACUUUGUGAAACCGUUGCAGCAAGUCUUCCACAUAAUCCAUGAUUGCUGCCUUAUGGUUUCCGCU